Molecule: messenger RNA, 954 nt
Organism: Cuscuta campestris
Lineage: Eukaryota; Viridiplantae; Streptophyta; Magnoliopsida; Solanales; Convolvulaceae
Source: the annotation of a GenBank genome assembly
AUUUUCCCCCCAAAAUCAUAAAUCGAUGGCCCAAUUUUGCCCAAAAACUGAUGAAAUCCUGACCAGAGAUGACAAUCUCAAUUUCAGUUUUGUAAAUAACUGAAAUUCCCAUAGAAUUUCCGUUAGAAACCGCUACGCUACGGUUUUCUCCGCCCCUUCUCAUUCGGUUCUGUGACCCCGACGACGUCCUGCUCUCUCCUAGCCAUUAAAAUUCUGCUCAGAAGCAUGGUAAAGAAGAAGCGACCUCCUCGCACUGGCACUCCAGUCAGUUACGCUGAAAUACCUGAAGGACAAAAGUAUUGUUGGAUUAUAAGGGAUGAUCUGGAUUUACUGAAGCAGUAUUGUGACUUGCUGGAGUGGAUGAGAAGUUGGGGCCAUAGAGAUGGGGCGGACUUCGACGGAAUCAGGUCUCUAAAUGUCGUCCAUGAUUUUCCUUUAAUUGAGAUUUCCAUCUCUACUCCUGAUCUGAAACCCGACAUCGCUGAUCGAUGUGGGCUGACUACCAUGGUGAGCCUGAAGUACUCCUUGGCGGUUCUAUCUAAUUCUAAUCUCAACAAGAUUCUUGAGGAGUGGGAAAUGAAGCAUGAAAGGAAUGAAUGCCCCACUGCUUUCACAUCCCUGAAGUUGGAUGAGAUGAGGGAGCGCGUUCGGAAACUCAAAGCUUCUAGGUGGUCUGACUUGGUUGAGCCGGUUCUUGAAGAAAGUGCUGGGGUUGGUGGGGGUGGGUGUGUCAGUGCUCCGAGGAAACGUGUUCGCAUUUAAGUUUCAGGUCACUCAUUUUGCAGACACCUUAUUUGGACCUUUGGGGUUAUACGUUGACUUGCAUGUAGUACCUAUCCUGCAUAGAAUAAUUGGGGAUUGAAAUCCACAUCUUGCAUUAUAGUUCAUGUUUACUACCUGGUGUGGAUUGAGUCAACGCUGAGCCUGGAAGCAAACGGUGAUGGUCUUCAUUUU